This is a messenger RNA of Pyrus x bretschneideri (Chinese white pear), 3694 nucleotides long. RefSeq lists its product as uncharacterized. Gene Ontology annotation, molecular function: glycosyltransferase activity. NCBI's taxonomy places the organism in Eukaryota, Viridiplantae, Streptophyta, Magnoliopsida, Rosales, Rosaceae. The transcript is spliced from 14 exons. The record is from RefSeq and is a predicted model, not a curated record. The coding region runs from base 152 to 3277 and encodes 1041 amino acids.
CUAUCUCUCUCUUUCUCUCCAUGUCCAUGCUACAUCGCACCAGCACCCGACCAUCACCUCCUUUACUUUCUCUUUCUCUCGGAGGCUGCUUCUCGUCACUUUGCCGGGAAAAUAGCCUACGAGGAUAAAAGGACAAUAUUAACUCCUUGUAAUGGGCCGGAACUCGUCGUCUCCUCCAGCUAUCCUCGACGAUAAUGGCGGUACCGAUCUCGGCUUCCACUCGAUUCGCGAUCGCUUUCCUUUCAAGCGGAACCCUAACCCUAUCCACCAGAGAGACCGACCCAGGGGGCUCUUCACGGAUCGACAACCUUUCCCUCGCCCCCCGCCGAGAUCGCACCACCGCUUCUAUCGCAAGGGCUUGCUCUGUCUUUUUCCCUUCAAAGGAAAGUCGGCGUUCUACGCGGUCCUCAUCUUCGCGCUUUUUGUGUUCGCCGUGGCCACGAUGCUGUUGCAGAGCUCCAUGACCUUGGUCUUCAGGCAAGGGAGUGAGAGAGGGCGCUUGCUCAGGGAAGGCUUGAAGUUUGGGAGCACCUUGAGGUUUAUGCCUGGGAGGGUUUCGAAGAGGGUCGUGGAGGGUGAUGGGCUUGAUCGGGCUCGAAAUGAGGCGAGGAUUGGUGUUCGACCGCCGAGGCUUGCUCUUAUCUUGGGAAACAUGAAGAAAGAUCCACAAUCUUUGAUGUUGAUUACCGUGAUGAAGAAUAUCAAGAAACUGGGUUAUGAACUUAAGAUUUUUUCUGUAGCGAAUGGUAAAGCACAUAAAAUGUGGGAGCAAUUUAAUGGCCAGAUUUCCAUUUUAGCUCCGGAGAGUUAUGGGCUUAUUGAUUGGUCAAUUUUUGGAGGUGUCAUUGCUGACUCACUGGAAGCAAAAGAAUCCAUUUCAAGCCUUAUGCAGGAGCCUUUUUGUUCAGUACCACUGAUAUGGAUAAUUCAAGAAGAUACACUUGCAAAUCGGCUUCCCGUGUAUGAAGAAAUGGGCUUGAAGAAUCUUAUUUCUCAUUGGAAAAGUGCUUUUAGCAGAGCUAAUAUUGUCGUGUUUCCAGAUUUCACUCUGCCGAUGUUAUAUAGUGUUCUUGACACUGGAAACUUCUUUGUCAUUCCGGGAUCACCAGUAGAUGUUUGGGCUGCAGAAAGGUACAGAAAAACCCACUCCAAGAAUCAGUUGAGGAAGAUAAAUGGAUUUAGUGAAGAUGAUAUGCUGGUUGUAGUUGUUGGAAGUUCUUUUUUCUACGAUGAGCUUUCAUGGGACUAUGCUGUGGCAAUGCAUUCUAUAGGGCCACUGCUAAUAAAAUAUGCAAGGAGGGAUGAUGCAGGAGAGCCGUUUAAAUUUGUUUUCUUAUGUGGUAAUUCCUCUGAUGAUGCUUUCCAGGAAGUUACUUCACAUCUGGGACUUCUUCAUGGAUCUGUACGGCAUUAUGGCUUGAAUGGUGAUGUGAACAGUGUGUUAUUAAUGGCUGACAUUGUUCUCUACGGUUCUUCACAAGAUGUGCAGGGUUUUCCGCCAUUACUUAUCCGUGCCAUGACCUUUGGGAUCCCAGUUAUUGCACCUGAUUUUCUUGUCUUGAAGAAAUAUGUGGUUGAUGGAGUUCACAUGAUAUUUUUCCCAAAACAUAAUCCUGAUGCUUUAAUGAGUGCUUUCUCACUUAUGAUUUCAAAUGGGAAACUUUCUAAAUUUGCUCGAACGGUUGCCUCUUCGGGAAGGCUGCUUGCUACGAACUUGCUGGCAUCAGAAUGCAUAACCGGUUAUGCAAGGCUUUUGGAGAAUGUGCUAAAUUUUCCAUCAGAUGCUCUGCUGCCGGGGCCAAUCUCUCAGCUUCAACAGGCUACAUGGGAGUGGAAUUUGUUAGGGAAUGAAAUAGAUUACAGAACAGAAAAUGUUAUGGACAUUGAUGAGCAGUCAUCCUGGAAAAACACUAGUGUUGUUAAUGCCCUAGAAGAAGACUUGUUGGGUUUUGGUUACUCACCAAACAUCUCUGAAAAUGUAACUUGGGAUUCGGCAUUAGAUAUUCCAACUCAAUUAGAUUGGGAUCUCUUCAAGGAAAUUGUAAGCUCUGAAGAAUAUGAGACUUUAGAAAUGGAGGAGCUAUCAGAAAGAAUGGAGAAAGAUCCUGGUUUAUGGGAUGACAUAUAUCGUAAUGCUCGAAAAGCUGAAAAGCUUAGAUUUGAAGCAAAUGAGAGGGAUGAGGGUGAACUUGAGAGGACAGGCCAGACAGUAUGCAUUUAUGAGAUAUACAGUGGGUCUGGGACCUGGCCGUUCUUGCACCAUGGCUCUCUGUACCGUGGAUUAAGCCUUUCAAAAAGAACACAGAGGUCAACAUCAGAUGAUGUGGAUGCUGUUGACCGGCUUCCCGUAUUGAAUGAAACUUACUAUCGCAAUAUUCUCUGUGAGAUUGGUGGAAUGUUCGCUAUUGCAAACAAGGUGGAUAGCGUUCAUAAGCGACCUUGGAUUGGGUUUCAAUCUUGGCGUGCUGCUGGUAGUAAGGUUGCUUUGUCCAAGAAAGCUGAAAGGGUUUUGGAAGAAGCAAUACAAGACAACACAAAAGGUGAUGUGAUAUACUUUUGGGGACGCUUGAACAUGAAUGGUGGAGUGACAGGAAGUAAAGAUGCACUCACGUUUUGGUCUGCAUGCGACAUCUUAAAUGAGGGACACUGCAGAAACGUUUUUGAAGAUGCAUUUCGUUGGAUGUAUAACUUGCCCUCAAAUACAGAAGCUCUCCCGCCCAUGCCAGAAGAUGGUGGUCACUGGUCUGCCUUGCAUAGUUGGGUGAUGCCAACUCGUUCCUUCGUUGAGUUUGUCAUGUUUUCUCGGAUGUUUGUUGAAUCUCUGGAUGCCUUACACGCCAAUUCUGGCAAUAGAAGUAUUUGUUUGUUGGGUUCUUCAGAACUUGAGAAAAAGCAUUGUUACUGUCGGGUAUUAGAAGUCCUUGUGAAUGUAUGGGCUUAUCAUAGUGGACGAAAGAUGGUUUUUAUAGAUCCAAUUUCUGGUGCACUGGAAGGGCAGCACCCAGUUGAGCUACGGAAAGGAUUUAUGUGGGCUAAGUAUUUUGAUAGUACAUUGCUAAAGAGUAUGGAUGAAGAUUUAGCAGAAGCUGCAGAUGACGGUGAUCAUCCAAGGGAGAUGUGGUUGUGGCCACUCACCGGGGAAGUGCAUUGGCAAGGAAUUUAUGAGAGGGAGAGGGAAGAGAGAUAUAGACUCAAGAUGGACAAGAAAAGGAAAACAAAAGAAAAGUUAUUUGAAAGAAUGAGGCAUGGAUACAGACAGAAGUCACUUGGAGGAUAGAAAGGUUAUACUUGUAGUUGAAAUGGUCUAGUUUCCGUCACACUCGAAUUGUGAUACAGCUACUGAACACGCUAUUUCUCAACUGUGGAGUGCGAAAAGGACUCUCGAUGAUUGAGGAUAAGAUUUAUUCUUUCUAACAGCGACAGCAUGGUCUGGAAAGACGGAUUUUGUAGGUAUUUUUCUCCGACAGGAUAUAGAUAUUCAAAGUGGAUGGAAGACGGUAGCUUUUCCAGCGAUGGCAGCUUACUUAGCAUGUGUGGCAUUUACCGUCGCAUUUGAAGUGGCAGAGAGAUGUCAGGUUUUUGAGCAGUACACACAACAUUCGUUGAAAUUCUUUUUCACAAAUUGACAGCAUCAUGUAUUCUUUUGGCAGUGCUGAUAGGAAAUUUUGAUUAAAAUAAAAAGCAGUUGUUGGCA